Messenger RNA from Numida meleagris (helmeted guineafowl), 3159 nucleotides. RefSeq names its product interferon regulatory factor 7 (gene IRF7). Gene Ontology annotation, cellular component: nucleus. Lineage: Eukaryota; Metazoa; Chordata; Aves; Galliformes; Numididae. Gene Ontology annotation, biological process: regulation of transcription by RNA polymerase II; immune system process. The transcript has 11 exons. The record is from RefSeq and is a predicted model, not a curated record. Gene Ontology annotation, molecular function: protein binding; RNA polymerase II cis-regulatory region sequence-specific DNA binding; DNA-binding transcription factor activity, RNA polymerase II-specific. The coding region runs from base 1152 to 2651 and encodes 499 amino acids.
CAGGGGGGUCACCUUUCCUUACCCCCAGGUGCUUCUGGACACGGUGACCUUACUGGGGCUGGGUUCAGCUGCUUGGACCUGGGGCUGGAGGGUGCUCGGAGGUGGCCAUGGCCUGGCCCUGCAGGCUGGCACCAAAACAAAGAUGAGUUUCAACUGGGGGAAUUCCAAUCCAUCACCAGGGAUCAGGAACCUCUAAGCGAUGAUUACAGUGUUAUGAAAUAGAGGCAAACAGACGCACCUCUGCUUGCCCUUGCCAUGCAUCCCUGGGGCAGGGGAUGAUUACUGGAAUGUGGGGUUGGCACCUGGCGUGUCCUACCCCAUGACUUCGGCAUUGGGUCCUCCGAUGGGCACGGGCCCUUCUCCCUUGUGCCAUGUUGGGUGUCACCUUGUCCCUGCCCAGGCCUUGGCUCUGGUGGCUCCACCUGGUGUAGGUCUUGUGGUGCUCAAUGCUCCUCUGCAACUGUGGAUUUUUUGCUUUCUUCCUUGGAAGAAAGGAGAAAAGCAUACCAGGAAGUGGUAAGGAAGCGUCCUAAAGGAUCACGGAGAAAUUCCUACAAAGCGAAGUGGAAAAAUCCAGGAAAACAAUAGGGAAAUCUUGAAAAGGUACAGUAAAAUGACCCGGAGGGUGAUGGGGAAGUUUCCUGUGAGGCAAUGUGGGAAUUCUUCUAGAGAGCAGUAAGGGGAAUUCCACAAAAACCAAGGGGCAAAUAUCCUGAAAUAUCCUGGGAAUCUGUGGGGGAACUUUGCAGACAGCAGUGGUUGAUGUUCAUAGAAAGUAAUGGGGGAGCUAACCAUGAAACGUCCUUGAAACCAAUGGGGGGAUUGCUGGAGUGCAAAUAGGGGAAAUACCUGGCAAGCAGAGGAGAAAUCUCCAUGAAAGAAACAGUGGUGUUUCCUCAGCAGUGAAGGAGACAUUUCCUGGAAGUUGACCAGUCCUUUAAAGCAACAGAAGUAUCAUAGGAAACAAUACGAGGAAAAAGUCCAGGGAAACAACAAGGACAUCUCUUUGAAACAAACCUGGAGCGUAAAGUGGAAAGUCCCUCGAACACAACAGGUGGAUCUGCAGGAAAGCCUUCCCCUCUCUAUAAGAGCCCAGCCCUGGGGUGGCUCCGUCCCAUCGUAGCGCACUGCUGUGCGGAGGCUGCGGAGCCAUGGCAGCGCUGCAUAGUGAGGGGGACACCCAGAAGCUGCGCUUUGGGCCCUGGCUGCUGGAUGCCGUCAGCAGUGGGCUGUACCAGGGCCUCUGCUGGAUCAACCCGGCCCGCCGUGUCUUCCGCAUCCCCUGGAAGCACAAUGCCAGGAAGGACGUCACCAGCAGCGAUGUCGAGAUCUUCAAGGCCUGGGCGAAGGCCAGCGGAAGGUACGAGGAGAGCUCUGAGGAUCCAGCCAAAUGGAAGACCAACUUCCGCUGCGCCCUGAGGAGCACCCACAUGUUCAUGCUGCUGGAGGACCGCUCCAAGUGCAACGAUGACCCACACAAGGUCUAUGCAGUUGAUCCAGCCGUCCCCAGUGACAGAGGUUUUGGGGGCCCUGUGAUGGACACCCAGCUGCAGCAGCCGCAGCUGUUGCUCAACCACCAUGAUGUGGCCUCAGAAACCACCCCCACAGACAGUGCAGAUGGUGCUGCUGCACCAGCCCUGACGCAGGAGGAUUUGGACAUCCUGCAGUCAGUACUGCAGCACUGCAACAUCUCUGCCCUUGCCCCCCAGCCUGCCCCCUGGGCAAAUGGAGGGGAUGCCUUGCCCGGGGAUGCUCUGCUCCUUCCUGGCCCAGGCAGCUGCCACCCUGUGCCACCGUUCCAAGAGUGGGGGCACCUGGAAGAUCAGGCCACCUGCAGCCUCCCAGAGCCCCUGCUGCUGGGGGACCAGCCCCUUCCAGGUGGGGGCUGCGGGCAGAAUGGGGCCGGGAACUUCGCUGCAAGGGAGGAAUGUGUCAUCCCUGCGCCAUCCCUGAGUAAUGAGCUGCUCUUCCAGCCUGCCAACCCUGCACCUCCACCCCCAGCAGGCGACACAGGAGAGCUGCCCCUCAUCCUGGAUAUCACCAUCUACUACCGAGGAAAGACAGUCCACCAGGAACUGGUGGGCGACAGCCCGUGCGUGCUGGCCUACCAGCCCCUGGACCCGGCGGUGGCCGAGCAGCGGCUGGUGCUUUUCCCUAGCCCUGCGGACCUGGCCGACCCUAGGCAGCGGCACUACACUGAGGACCUGCUGGGGGUGGUGGGGCUGCGGCUGGAGCAGCGGGCUGGCCAGCUCCUGGCCACUCGCCUGAAGAAGUGCAAGGUCUUCUGGGCCUUGUCACAGCAGCUUGAGGGUGGGGAACCCCCUACCAAUCUGCUCCAGCGGGAGAAGGAGACCACCAUCUUUGACUUCAAUGUGUUUUGCACAGAGCUCCGGGACUUCCGCGACAGGCGCAGGGAGCGCUCCCCCGAUUUCACCAUCUUCCUCUGCUUUGGGCAGAGCUUCUCCAGCAGGAGGCCCAAGGAGUCCAAGCUCAUCCUGGUGAAGCUGGUGCCCAAAUUCUGCGAGUACUGGUACGAGCAGGUGCAGCGGGAAGGAGCCUCCUCCCUCAACAGUGGCAAUGUCAGCCUGCAGCUCUCUGACUCCUUCAACCUCUUUGAGCUCAUCGAGCAGUACCACAUGCAGACAGACUAACACUCUGUUUGUCUGUUCCCUCCCUGGCCUCUGCUGUCUUGCAAAGAGCUUUCUGGCACUGUUGGGUGAGGAUGGGGCUGAUUUCACUGUUACAGAGGAGAAAAGAGCAGCAUUUGCAUCCACUCCCCCGGCACGUCUUGCAACCCUGCUCUGGCUACAGGUGCUGGCUGAGGGUCAACACACCAUGGGGGCAGCCAGCAGUAGGGCCGUGCCAACCAGCCCCAGCACGGGAGCUCUCCCCUCUUCCAAAAGUUGAUGCAAAAAGCUUGGUGGUUGGGAAAGCCUUUUCCUCUGACUGCACAGCACUUCAACCUCACAGCCCCAGCAUGGUGAAUAGUGGGAGUCCUUCCUCCUUCGCCCCAAGGACACUUCCUGCAGCCCUGGAGCUGGCAUGUGGCUUUUUUAACAGCUAUCCGGAGUUCUUGGGGAUUGUGGUUCUUCACACGUUUACUUUUCUGAAGUUUUGUAAGUUUAAAUAUAUAUGUAUAUAAAGUGCUUCCCCCUCCCA